AUUUUCCACAUUCCGUAGCUCAAAUUAACGAUUUUGAUAAUUAUGCAGAACCAUUGAGUAGACUCAUUCUGUCUGAACAUUAACUUUGCGCCUGUAUGUUUACCAUCCACACUGUGAAAAAAUAGGGCUCUCUUCUUAUUUAUUUACUUGUGUUCUUUGAGUGUUUGUCUGAGACUGAAAUCUAGUACACAUUUAAUUGUCAAGGUUCCCAAUUAUUAGUCUAAGAGAAUCACGUUUCCAAGUCAAAUACUUUGCUUUUACUUUAAUAACAGUCAGAUGUGUUGAAACUAAACUCAGCAGGAAUGAGGAAGCUGCUUCACAGACUCACAGACACACCUGUUUUACACACGUCACUCAAACACAGAACCAGGAAACAGAAUCACGUGACUUCAGGGAAAGAGAAACUGAAGUGUAGUUGAGCUGUUGUGUGUUUGUGUCUCUGUGUUCAUGCAGUAAAAUGGCAGAAGCCAGAAUUUCUCAGGAUGAGUUCAUGUGUCCAGUGUGUCUGGAUCUCCUGAAGGAUCCAGUGACCGUUCCCUGUGGACACAGUUACUGUAAGAUCUGUAUUACAGGCUGCUGGGAUCAGGAGGAUCAGAAGAGAGUCUACAGCUGUCCUCAGUGCAGACAGACCUUCAGUCCAAGACCUGCUUUAGCUAGAAACACUAUCUUGGCUGAAAUGGUGGAGAAACUGAAGAAGACCAGACUCUCUGCUGACUGUGAGGCUGGAGCUGGAGAUGUGCAGUGUGACGUCUGUACUGGAAGAAAAUACAGAGCCGUCAAGUCCUGUCUGGUGUGUCUGAACUCUUACUGUCAAACUCAUUUUGAGCGGCACGAGGAGUUUCAUUCACGGAAACCACACAAAGUGACUGAAGUCACUGGACGACUGCAGGAGAUGAUCUGCCAGAAACAUGAGAAGAUCCUCGAGGUUUUCUGUCGCACUGAUCAGAAGUGUAUAUGUGUGCUGUGUACGAUUAUUGAACAUAAAAACCAUGACAUUGUACCAGCUGCAGACCAGAGGACAGAGACACAGAAGCAGCUGAAGGAGACACAGAAGACGCUCCAGCAGAGAAUCCAGCAGAGAGAGAAAGAUCUCCAGCAGCUGAGAGAGACUGUGGAGUCUCAUAAGCGCUCUGCACAGACAGCAGUGGAGGACAGUGAGAGGAUCUUUACUGAGCUCAUCCGCUCCAUUGAGAGAAGCCGCUCUGAGCUGAUACGACUGAUCAGAGAUCAGGAAAAGACUGCAGUGAGUCGAGCUGAAGAACGACUGGAGCGACUGGAGCAGGAGAUCAAUGAUCUGAGGAGGAGAGACGCUGAGCUGGAGCAGCUUUCACACACACAGGAUCACAUCCAGUUCCUGCAGAGUUUCCAGUCUCUCUCAGCUCCUCCUGAAUCUACAGACGUAAAUGAUGAUCUCUUCAGUUCUCUCUUCUCUUCUGAUGAUCUGAGAGAAUCUGUCCAUCAGCUGAGAGACAAACUGGAGGAUUUCUGUAAAGAGCAGCUCCAGAAGAUCUCAGACAGAGGUAAAGUCCUGGAGAUUCAUCUGCUCUCAGAAACCAGUCCCAGGAAGGACUUCCUACAAUAUUCCCAUCAGUUCACUCUGGAUCUGAACACAGCACAUAAACACCUCCGUCUGUCUGAGAACAACAGAGUGAUUACAUACACUGGAACACUCCAGCCGUAUCCUGAUCAUCCAGACAGAUUUGAUGUGUGGUGUCAGGUGUUGUGUAGAGAGAGUGUGUGUGGACGCUGUUACUGGGAGAUUGAGUGGAGUGGAGAUGAUGGUGUGUAUAUAUCAGUGUCAUAUAAGAGCAUCAGCAGGAAGGGAACGGGUUAUGAGUGUUUGUUUGGAUAUAAUGAUCAGUCCUGGAGUUUGUGCUGCUCUUCCUCCAGAUACUUUUUCAUACACAAUAACAUAGUGACAGUUCUCCCUGUGAAGCCCAUCAUCAGGAGAAUAGGAGUGUUUGUGGAUCACGGAGCAGGAACUCUGUCCUUCUACAGCGUCUCUGACACAAUGAGCCUCAUCCACACAGUCCAGACCACAUUCACUCAGACGCUCUAUCCUGGGUUUAGUGUUAGUAGAGGAUCAUCAGUGAAACUGUGUUGAUGAAUCAGAAUAGAUAUUAUUAUCAUAAUGGACUUUCAAUUCAAAAGAUCUCACAGUGAAUAAAUAAAUGUCAUUAUUAACCUCA
Carassius auratus (goldfish) is the source of this 2189-nucleotide messenger RNA. RefSeq names its product tripartite motif-containing protein 16-like. The transcript has 6 exons. The record is from RefSeq and is a predicted model, not a curated record. Lineage: Eukaryota; Metazoa; Chordata; Actinopteri; Cypriniformes; Cyprinidae. Gene Ontology annotation, molecular function: protein binding; zinc ion binding. The coding region runs from base 458 to 2104 and encodes 548 amino acids.